GCUGUUUACUAAAUAUUUCAGCAGAGCAAUUGAUGUAUGUCGUUUAAGGUGAAAAGCUGGAGAUGGAUUUCUUGGUGAGAAUAUUUGGCCAGAACCAGAAAGCAGCUCUGUGCAUGACCGGGACCGCGGUGGCUCUGCUCGGACUCGCGCUCGGCUACAAAUACACGCGCAGGCGGAGAAAGUUAACGCAGGUCGGAGUUGUGUCGCAGCUGUUGCUUCAUCCUCUGAAGUCUGGGAAAGCGGUGUGUGUGUCUGCAGCCGAGUGUCAGAGGAUUGGCCUCAAAUGCGGAGACCUUCGUGAUCGUCACUGGCUGGUCAUUACAGAAGAUGGCCACAUGGUGACAGGGAGACAGCAGCCUCGCUUGGUUCUUGUGUCUCUGACUUGUGAGGGAGGGCAGGUCUGUCUCAGUGCUCCUGGGAUAGAGGAGCUCAAGUUUCCCCUUCACCAGCCCACCAAUCCCAUCAUUAAAUGCAGGGUGUUUAGUUCAGACACCGAAGGCAGAGACUGUGGCGAUGAGGUCUCCAAUUGGUUCACUCGAUUUCUGGCAGAUGACAAGACCUUUCGCUUGGUGCACUUUGAACCCCAGUUAAAGGCCCGAGUACCUCCUGAGAAAGGCUUUCCCAAGGAUGAAAAGGUGGUUUAUCAGGACACGGCUCCUGUCAUGUUGAUGUCAGAAUCCUCUCUGGACGACCUGAACAGCAGACUAAAUAAUGGCAUCUCUAUGUGUCAGUUCCGACCCAGCAUUGUGGCCAGCGACUGUGAACCUUACAGCGAGGACUCAUGGGACCAUGUGCAGAUUGGAGAAGUGGAAAUGCAGAGAGUGAUGGGCUGUGGAAGGUGUAUUCUGACCACUGUUGAUCCUGAAACUGGAGUAAUCACUAGAAAGGAGCCAUUGGAUACUCUCAAAACUUAUCGGCUAACUGACCCGGCCCAAAAAACUGCACCAAUACUUGGGCAACUCUACACGGUCAAGAAAACUGGGAUGCUCCAUGCCGGUGAUCCUAUUUACAGAAUUAGUUACUAGGGAAGGGCAUUAUAGAUCUCACAUGAAGUUCAAACCUUAUGAAAAGCUGUAACCUUAACAAAUAUAUUAUCUUGCACUUGCUAUUUACACAAUUCUAUAUUGAGUAAUGCUAUUAAAUACAAAACAUAAUAAUUACACCAGUACAGUAUAUUCUACAAUGUAUAAUUCACAUUAAUGUCAAUAUAAAUUGUCAGAAACAUAACUACUUUAUGUUUGUGUGCUGUGAGAGGAAAUAAAGCAGAAUGUGUGUAUUUCAUUGAAUUAAUAGUAAAUAAAUA
Molecule: messenger RNA, 1303 nt
Organism: Clarias gariepinus (North African catfish)
Lineage: Eukaryota; Metazoa; Chordata; Actinopteri; Siluriformes; Clariidae
Gene: marc1
Product: mitochondrial amidoxime reducing component 1
Exons: 7
Coding region: 63-1025 (320 amino acids)
Biological process (GO): nitrate metabolic process
Cellular component (GO): mitochondrial inner membrane
Molecular function (GO): molybdenum ion binding; pyridoxal phosphate binding; molybdopterin cofactor binding
Source: RefSeq, a predicted model, not a curated record